CUGAAUGGAGAUACAGAAGAAAAUUAAGUCAGACUCAUAAGGAGGGAUCUUGGCUCCUGCAGCAAUCCCCCCUGCAGGGGUGAGCUCUUUUGGCUGGCUCGGCACUUCCUUAGCAGAGGGGCUGCUGGCAGGAGCAACAUCUGAACAGGUCAUGAAGCCUCAAGAGGCAGAGCUCGUCACUGAAAUCUCAAAGUUACAAUGCAUGGUCACAGAGCUGAAAACGGGCUUUACCAGCGCCUUGCUGGAGCUCAGUCAGAUCCAGCACGGAGACUCGCACCUGAGGGAGGAACUGGAGGAGAACAGGAGGAGCUGUCAGAAGAAAGCUUUCCGCUUGGAGACUCUGGUGGAGGCGCUGAGGGAAGAACUCGGAGUGCUGAGGUGUCAAAUCGUGCAGCUGUACAGCAAGAGACGCGGGCCUGAGCCGGAUGGAAAGAGCUCCACGUCCAAACCGAGAGAAAGCCUUCCAGCAGAGCCGGUCGGUGACCAGAGUGUGUGCGAGUGUCCGGGCCCUCCACCAGCCAGCCUCUCCAGAGGGAAACUGCUCCUUCACUGCUUCCUUCAGGGUCUGAAAGCUGGGCUGAGUGAAGGAACAGAUGCCCGACAUCAGGUGGCCAUGCAGCUCCUGCACUCUGAGUGGGAAUAUGUGUCCACCCUGAAGCAGCUGUGCGACAAGUACAAAACACCCCCGGCUCACCAGAUGACCGCGGAGCCAUAUCAGACGUACGUGGGCUUCGUGGAGGAGCUCCUGCAGCGACACGUGCUCUUCAGGAACACCCUGCAGGAGAGGCUAUCUGCUGAGCACUGGAAAUCUCUGGUCGGAGACAUCCUGGUGCAGCUCAUCGGCCAAAACGACACAGCUUUUUCAGAUAUGUACCUCGGAUACACCACCACCCUGGCAUCCUUCCUCUCGCUCGAGUUCAACAGGCCGGACGAGCAAGGCAGGAGUCACCGAGCGCAGAGGGCCCAGACGGAGAGAGAGGAAAUAAAACUGCUCUCUUUGCUGCUGGCUCCCGUCGCCCGCAUCCACAGCUACCUGAGUCACAUCCAGAACCUGUUGCAGUGGACCGGUAAGGAUCACCCUGACUGCAGCCUCCUGCUGGGGUCCGAGCGAGCUCUGCGCAGCGUUUUGUCCCGUUGCCAUGUGAUCUUGGAGGAGGAUGUUCGAUGGGAGGAAGACGAAGGAGCGGGACAGAGGUCAGAAAGCAUAACCGAAGAGGGGCUUGCACAUUAAGAAUUUUUUUUUUUUUUUUUUUUUUAUGUUGUUGCUCUGUUGAAAAGCUGACGUACAUCAUGGCAUGGAUUUCAUUUUGGGUUGUUUCGAAGGAGGAAUG
Messenger RNA from Fundulus heteroclitus (mummichog), 1331 nucleotides. RefSeq names its product rho guanine nucleotide exchange factor 33. Lineage: Eukaryota; Metazoa; Chordata; Actinopteri; Cyprinodontiformes; Fundulidae. The coding region runs from base 152 to 1231 and encodes 359 amino acids. The transcript is spliced from 11 exons. Gene Ontology annotation, molecular function: guanyl-nucleotide exchange factor activity. The record is from RefSeq and is a predicted model, not a curated record.